Messenger RNA from Arachis duranensis, 1295 nucleotides. RefSeq lists its product as uncharacterized. Lineage: Eukaryota; Viridiplantae; Streptophyta; Magnoliopsida; Fabales; Fabaceae. The record is from RefSeq and is a predicted model, not a curated record. The transcript has 8 exons. Bases 191 to 1081 code for a protein of 296 amino acids. Gene Ontology annotation, molecular function: RNA binding.
ACUCUCCAAAGCCCAAAUCCAAAUCCAAAUCUAAAGCUGAGGACUGAGAUUUCACACUCGCACACUCGUUCCCAUACUAUGUCCUCUUUAUCACUUCUCUUUUUCCUAGGGUUUUAGGGUUAGGGUUUCAUUUACCAAUCUCUUUCUCUUCUCUUUUUCUCUCUGCCCUUCUUUCCCUUCCCAAAUAGCCAUGGAUAGGUACCAGAAGGUUGAAAAGCCGAAGCCUGAAUCCCCCAUCAAUGAGAAUGAGAUCCGAAUCACCACACAAGGCGCCAUCAGGAACUACAUCACCUAUGCUUCCUCUCUUCUUCAGGAAAAACAUGCAAGAGAGAUUGUCUUGAAGGCUAUGGGACAAGCAAUCAGCAAGACAGUUGCCAUUGCAGAGAUUUUAAAGAAGAGGAUUUCUCAGCUGCACCAAGAUACUGCCAUCAGCUCGGUCAGCAUAACAGAUGUGUGGGAACCGAUUGAAGAGGGUCUUGUACCUGUUGAAAUGACUCGUCAUGUCUCUAUGAUCUCAAUCACCUUAUCAACUAGAGAAUUAAACAAAAACUCUCCAGGGUAUCAAGCUCCACUUAAUGUGGAACAACCAAAACCACAAUUCAAUUAUCAACAGCAACUGGUAAAGCAAGCACCUGCUCCGUAUAAUGCUGUAAAUGAAGACUCUUAUGGCCGCGGUCGAGGUCGAGGACGGGGACGGGGGAGAGGCAGAGGAAGGAAUUGGGGGAGGGGUGGUUAUGGUUAUCAAGGUGGUUAUGGAAAUUAUCAAGGUGGAUAUGGUUAUUACCAGGGUGGGUAUUAUCAAGAUAAUGGUGGGUAUUCAAAUCGAGGCCGAGGAGGUGGGCGAGGCAGAGGUUGGGGGUAUCGUACAGGUUAUGAUGGUGGUAGAGGUGGAGGCGCAGGUUAUGAAGGGGGAAGAGGUGGUGGUGCAGGGUAUGAGGGUGGAAGAGGCGGAGGUGCAGGUUAUGAUGGAGUCAGAGCUGGUGGUUAUGAAAGGGGCAGAGGUGGAAAUAGGGGUUAUGGCCGUGGUAGGGGACGUAUUGGAGGACGUACAAGGGGUGGUGGUGGCGGCAACCAGGUGUGAUAGCAAUGGAUAAUUUAUGUCGUUCUUGCUAAAUGCUUGCCUUGACCAUUGAGGAGAAUUAUUAAGCAGUAUUUUAUGUUUUUAUAUCAUGAAACUGGAAUGGGCAAGGUUUUGUUCAUCUUUUUACAUUUAGCCGGAAAGCAUUUUGGUUUUAUAUGAUUGCUGUAAUUCAUUUCAACUUUUUACGGUUGCUAACACCAUAUUUUUAUCUGUA